AUGUCUCUUUCAAACAAUAAUGAUGAAAAUGGUGAACAGGAUUUAAGUGAUGGAUGGUCAAAAGUUGAAGAUGAAGGUCAAUCGAGUUCGUUAAGUGAUGAUAUAACUAGACAAAGUUUAAAUGUGACUGGAGAGAGUGACAAAAGUGUUAGAAACCAAUCGACGUCAUAUUCGUCGUCAAGGGCCAAUAGUUGGAUUAAUCUUCUUGGAGUUCGAAACAAACCAGACCCCCUCACAGACUGGGAUAAUCUUUACAAUUUGAAAAACCAAUCAUUAUUGAGAAAGGAUUGCCAAAAAUUAAUACAACAAAGAAGCAAUAUUUCUUCAAGAUGGACUGUGCCUGAAAUUGAAAGCCUUAUGACUUUAUAUUGUAAAAGACGAAAUGUUGGUUAUGAACAAGACAAAGGAUGGUUAGAAAUACUGGGAAAAUUGUUGGAAUUCCCUUUCGAUAAAUGCAACCUUUUUAAUGUUUUUUGGGCUAUUACAACGAAAUAUAUUCCGAGGUUUGUUUUGGAUAGGAGGUUUUAAGAAAAUAAUCUUUGACAGGAUUUAGAGCCCCACUCCCUAGUUACGUGCCUGUUUUUCUGGUUUACUCAUGUUUCUUAUUGAGUUGUUUUAUUAAGGAGACUUUUUCCUAUAAGUUAGGUUUUUACUUGCUUUUAAGUAGGUGUCUUUCGGGGCUUUUUUGGGGGCUUACGGAUAGUUUUCUA
Meloidogyne enterolobii is the source of this 710-nucleotide messenger RNA. The record is from the annotation of a GenBank genome assembly. Lineage: Eukaryota; Metazoa; Nematoda; Chromadorea; Rhabditida; Meloidogynidae.